This is a messenger RNA of Cornus florida, 2199 nucleotides long. Its product is annotated as probable leucine-rich repeat receptor-like protein kinase At1g35710. The coding region runs from base 99 to 2054 and encodes 651 amino acids. The record is from RefSeq and is a predicted model, not a curated record. Gene Ontology annotation, molecular function: protein binding. The transcript has a single exon. NCBI's taxonomy places the organism in Eukaryota, Viridiplantae, Streptophyta, Magnoliopsida, Cornales, Cornaceae.
AAUGUAUUAAUUCAAAGCCAACACUACUGAACUAUUCCCCAACUUUUCCCCACUAUACAACUCACCCAGCUCAAGACCUCUGUUCUAUUCCAACUCUCAUGUCCAAACUCCAAACUUCAAUGGAGGUUUUCAACCACACACAAGCUUUCUCACUCAUUUUCCUCCUCUUCCUCUCACCUUUCCUUCCACCAUUUCCAUCCCAAGCAUGCCAUACAGUAGACAAACAAGCAUUACUCCAAUUCAAACACCAAAUCACCUCUGACCCUUCAAAACUCUUGCAUUCAUGGACAUCUUCUUCAGAUUGCUGCACAACCUGGGAUGGCAUUGCCUGUGACACAUCCGGCAGAGUCAUCAACGUCUCUCGUCCCGGCCUCAUCUCCGACAACGACUUCCUCAUCGAUACCUACAUGUCCGGCACACUCUCCCCUUCUCUUGCCAACAUCACAUUCCUUCAACUUCUUGACCUCAGCAAUCUCAAAAAAUUGCAGGGUCACAUCCCACCUGAAUUUGGCAUGCUUUCACACCUAAUCCACCUCUUUCUUGACUCAAACAAGCUCAAAGGCUCAAUACCAAUUUCAUUUCAAUACCUUUUUAGGCUAAACAAGCUUUAUCUGAGUGACAAUGACUUAUCUGGUUUUGUCCCUAACCCUGUUUUUGAGUAUUUAGCUUCACUUUCUGAACUUGGGCUUUCAGGAAAUCAGUUGUCUGGUUCAAUCCCAUCUUCAAUUGGCAAAUUGGUUUUGUUAACUAAGCUUGAUCUUCAUCAAAACAACUUCUCUGGUGCUAUUCCAAACACCAUUGGCAAGCUCCAGAAUCUCAAAUAUCUUGAUUUGUCAGAAAAUCAAUUAAGUGGUAGCUUACCAAAGUCUAUAGGUGGACUAUCUGAAUUAGUACUUUUAUAUCUUAACCAAAACCAACUUAGUGGAAGUAUUCCUUUUUCCAUAGGUGGACUAAGUUCUCUGAAAUUUUGCCGAUUAUCGGAGAACAAGCUCAGUGGGAGAUUACCGGCAUCAAUUGGUGUGCUUCCGAAGAUCGAAAGGCUAAUUUUUGAGAACAACAAGCUCAGUGGAAAAAUCCCCGCAACCAUUGGACAUCUCAUCACUGUCACUGAUGUUUUCUUCUCAAACAAUCAAUUUACAGGGAAAAUCCCAUCAAGUUUUGGCAAUUUGCAUAAUCUCCAGACCUUGGAUCUGUCAAGAAACCAACUCUCUGGUCCAAUUCCUCCUCAGCUUGCUAAAUUACAAAGCUUACAAACCUUAGAUUUGUCUUUUAAUCCUUUGGGACUAGUGAGGAUGCCGAAUUGGUUCAAAAAUUUGAAACUUUUUCGGUUAUUGUUAGCGAAAACUGGGCUCAAAGGGCAGCUUCCAAGAUGGUUCUCAUCAUCAGCAUCCAUAUCUACACUUGAUUUAUCAAGCAAUGCACUGACAGGAAAAUUGCCUUCUUGGAUAGGAAACAUGACUAAUCUUUCAUUCCUUAAUUUAUCAAGCAACGGGUUUCAUUCAUCAAUUCCUGCAGAUUUCAGGAACCUGUCACUCCUAAUGGAUCUUGAUCUCCACUCCAACAAGCUUUCAGGACCCAUUGAUGCAAUCUUCGCGAAAAAUGUUCAGGACCCACUUGGACAGUUCAACUCCAUCGAUCUUUCAAACAAUAAGUUCACUGGUCCUAUUGGUGAGGACAUUGGAGACAAACCUGCAAUGGCUUCUAUCGUUUCGCUCAUUCUCUCGCGCAAUCCAUUGGGAGGAUCAAUGCCCAAGUCAUUGGGGAAAUUGAGUGGAUUGCAGGUGAUUGAACUUGUUGGUAAUGGGCUUUUUGGGAAUAUACCAAUUGAGCUUGGCAAUGCCAAGCAAUUGACAACAAUUGUGCUAUCACACAACAAUCUGAGUGGUGCUAUUCCACAACAGGUUCUGAAUUUGGGGAAACUUCAAGUGUUUGAUGUGUCUGCAAAUAGACUUAGUGGGAGAAUUCCUCCUCACAAGGCUAUUAUCCCUGUAUCUUCAUUUUCCGGGAAUCCCGGCCUCUGUGGAGCUCCACUUCCUCCUUGUAAGCACUCGUAGUACCUCCUCAGCAAUCACAUCUUUCAUCCUCAGUUUCAUUAUCUUUCUUAAAAAGAAAAGAAAAAAAAAAAAGAAAGAAAAAGGAACUGCUUUGAUUGUUCACCAAAAUUUUAAGUAUACUUGAUUUUACAUAUUUAUAGUUUUC